Molecule: messenger RNA, 171 nt
Organism: Funneliformis mosseae
Lineage: Eukaryota; Fungi; Glomeromycota; Glomeromycetes; Glomerales; Glomeraceae
Source: the annotation of a GenBank genome assembly
AUGAUAAAUCAUUUUAGGCAUUCUUCAAUCAUUGUGAGCUCGCAUCCACCAUUCAUAUGGAAAUGGGAGCUUCGAAAGCAAUUUGGUAUGGAAAAUGACAACCAUGAGAAUGAAAUCGAACUUCGAAAUGUUAUGCCCCCAAUACCAAUACAUGUACUAGAUGCUUCAUGA